Messenger RNA from Neoarthrinium moseri, 1629 nucleotides. RefSeq lists its product as uncharacterized. NCBI's taxonomy places the organism in Eukaryota, Fungi, Ascomycota, Sordariomycetes, Amphisphaeriales, Apiosporaceae. The transcript has 2 exons. Bases 1 to 1629 code for a protein of 542 amino acids. The record is from RefSeq and is a predicted model, not a curated record.
AUGACAGUCAGUGAUGGCCCCAAUCGGCCUGUUGUGGUCUUGCGCCAGGGUACUGUCAAAGGUAUCAAGCAAGACGGUGGCUUUCCCCAUCCGGUCGAAGCCUUCCUUGGUGUUCCCUAUGCUGCACCUCCGGUUGGCGAUCGACGAUUCAGACCUCCGGAGAGAGUCGAUUCGUCGAACGAUGUUGUCGAUGCAUCGAAAUAUGGACCGAAAGCGCCCGCGAGGCAGUUCGUCGUAGCCGGCCCUCAGCUGGAAUCAAGCGAGGACUGUCUGACGGCAAAUGUGUUUCGGCAGGGGUCGAGGAAUUCGUCAAAACUCCUGCCUGUAGCCAUUUAUGUCCACGGCGGCGCCUUCAACCGUGGCAGUGCAUCCAUGCACAACACGGCAUCAAUGGUGGGCUGGUCGUCAGAACCGUUCAUUGCUGUCUCUUUCAACUAUCGCAUUGGUGCUCUUGGAUUCCUCCCUUCGCGACUUAGUGCCAAGGAAGGCGUUUUGAAUCUCGGUCUGAAAGACCAGAUCCUGCUGUUGGAGUGGGUGCAGGAGAACAUUGAGUAUUUCGGUGGUGACCCCGACAACGUGACCCUCGUCGGCCUAUCUGCCGGCGCACACUCGAUUGGCCACCAUCUCCUGAACUUCGAGGAGGGCCAAAGGCCCCUCUUUAACCGAGUCGUCAUGGAGAGCGGUGCUCCCACAUCCCGUGCUGUUCGCAACUUCGAUGCGCCGGUGCACGAGGAACAAUUCCAAGCUUUCUUAGACGCUGUGGGAUGCCCAAGGGAUUUGACAGAGGCUGAUAUCUUCCCUUUUCUGCGUUCUUUGCCCUCUUCAACAAUCGCCUCUGCGCAGGACACUGUGUUCUACAGGUAUAACCCCAGCCUUCGCUGGGCGUUCCAGCCAGUAAUCGACGGCGAGAUUAUACGACGCCGCCCAUUAGAUGCUUGGCAAUCGGGCAUGUGGCACAAAAUGCCCAUAAUGACCGGCUUCAAUGGGAACGAGGGCUCGCUUUACGUAAACAAAGCCAUGUCAGAACCAUCGGAGUUCACUGACUUCUUCCGGGUUCUGCUGCCCCAGUUGACUCUGGAGGAGCUCAAGACCAUUGAAACCUUGUAUCCUGACCCGUCCACAGCAUCAUCGCCCUACAAGGAGGACCGCCAAGGUGUGGGAAACCAAUACAAGCGGAUCGAGGCGGCAUACGCACACUAUGCGUAUGUGGCCCCAGUGCGACAGACGGCCCACCUCGCAAGUCCUACAGUCCCAGUCUUCUUGUAUCACUGGGCUUUGGAGACGAGUGUCAUUGGCGGCGCGAGCCAUGGGGACAAUAUGAAAUAUGAAGCAAUGGAACCGGCUGUUUGCAAGAUCUCCGAGUCUCAGAAGAACUUGGCUGGCACGUUGCAUACGUAUGUGACGAGCUUCAUUUGCACUGGAGAUCCCAAUGGUAUGGGAGAGAUAUAUCCUAGGAAGCCACAAUGGGCAUCGUAUAACAACGGAAGCCCGAAGAUUAUGAUAUUCGGCCGCAACAACAAGGAACUCGUUGGGGGCGAUGUCGGACCAGCUGCGGAGCUCCACGACGAUGUCUGGGCGAAGAAAGAGUCAGACUUCUGGUGGAGCAAAGUUGAGAUAUCUCAACAAUGA